This is a messenger RNA of Phoenix dactylifera (date palm), 1235 nucleotides long. It is a transcript of the gene PDF1A, whose product is annotated as peptide deformylase 1A. NCBI's taxonomy places the organism in Eukaryota, Viridiplantae, Streptophyta, Magnoliopsida, Arecales, Arecaceae. The record is from RefSeq and is a predicted model, not a curated record. Gene Ontology annotation, biological process: peptidyl-methionine modification; N-terminal protein amino acid modification. Gene Ontology annotation, molecular function: peptide deformylase activity. Gene Ontology annotation, cellular component: chloroplast; mitochondrion.
UCCACUGAUCUCGGGGAACCACGUUUGUGCCAUAUGUUCCCACCGGAAGCCUCGACUCCCCUAGCCCAUCGUUCCCCUCCUCUCGCCUGCCUCCUCUCGCCGGCCAGCGGGCGGCCAUGGAAACCAUCCACCGCCUCCUCCCCAUCUCCGCCGCCGAUACCCUAAUAUUCCGUUGUCCCAGGACCCCUCGCUUCCCCCCACUCCCGCCCAAGAAUCCCUCCGUGUUUCCGGCCGGAUCCCCUGCUCUGGAGUUCAGACGCCGCUUCUCCAAUGGCUUCAGAGUGUCCGCUGGAUGGUUCUCGGUCUUCGGCACCAGGCAGAGGGCUGUUCUUCCGGAGAUUGUGAAGGCCGGCGACCCCGUCCUCCACGAGCCCGCCGGCGAGGUCCCCGUCGAGGACAUUGGGUCGGAAAGGAUCCAGAGGAUCAUCGAAGACAUGAUUUCCGUCAUGAGAAAGGCUCCCGGCGUCGGCCUUGCGGCUCCACAGAUCGGUGUCCCCUUGAAGAUUAUCAUUCUGGAGGACACAAAGGAAUACAUUAGUUAUGCUCCUAAGAAUGAACUUGAAGCACAAGACCGCCACCCUUUUGAUCUUCUGGUCAUAGUGAAUCCAAAGAUGAAGAAGAGGAGCAACAAAACUGCACUUUUCUUUGAAGGAUGCUUGAGUGUUGAUGGAUUUAGAGCAGUGGUUGAGCGCUACCUUGAGGUUGAAGUAACAGGUUUGGGCCGUGACGGGCGCCCCAUCAGGGUAGAUGCUACUGGCUGGCAAGCACGCAUAUUACAACAUGAAUGUGAUCACCUGGAUGGCAUGCUUUAUGUCGACAAGAUGGUGCCAAGAACAUUCAGGGCUGUUGAGAAUUUAGAUUUGCCGCUACCCGUAGGAUGCCCACAGCUUGGUGUACGCUAGUUGAAAUCUUUAUACGGCAAGAAAGUUAAUUUUGACCAACAAGAGCUGUCAGUGCUCUCGGGCACGUUCUGCGGACAUUAUUUCUAAUAGUUGAUGUUCUGCUAAGAAAAUGUAUGUGGUGAAAACGCACCAGAGGGCUUAUGGAGUGGGUUAUAAGUUUUAUUUUUUUCCAAUUUUAUUUUGGGAGAUUUCUUUGUCACCUGUUCAUGACAUGCCAAUGCAGGCAGUUUUGCCGAUCGAGCUUAUUCUCUGUUCAUCAGCAUGCAAUUAAAUGAAAUCGACCACACGAAGCUAUCUGCUUCCAAAUGCUUUCUGUGGAUCCUUUGUUUUGUA